AUGAUACAAGGGAAGUUCCAUACACAGGAGUGGGAUCGCUUCGUCGGGUUCAUGUGUAUGGUAUUUCGGAAGUCAGAGCUCAACGCCAAUCUGGCUCGGGACUCGAUGCACUUCGUCACUCGUGCAUUGCCCAACGAAAACUCAUCCGGUACAUCCAAAGGUGGCAUGUUCAGCAAUGCUCGUAGCCCGUCAACCAAACGAGUUGGUUCCUCCAAGGUUGUGGCGGAUAAUUUUGCAUUGGACACAAACAACAACGUCCCAAUCUACGACGCACGUAACCAGCAAAAUUUCGACUUGGAAAGCGACCUUUCCAAUCUCGGCGCAGCACUACCAGCCUGGAACCAGGAGGUACCACGCGGGUCGUUCGUGGUCGUCGGCUACACGGCGGCGGUCUACUUAUCUAACAUGGGGAAGUGGACGCUCAGUUUGAAUAUCCAGUGGGUUAUCAUAAUAGGAUGCCCAGAUGAGGGGGAGAACAGCAGCGAGGAGUAG
This is a messenger RNA of Coprinopsis cinerea okayama7#130, 492 nucleotides long. RefSeq lists its product as hypothetical. The record is from RefSeq and is a predicted model, not a curated record. Bases 1 to 492 code for a protein of 163 amino acids. The transcript is spliced from 3 exons. NCBI's taxonomy places the organism in Eukaryota, Fungi, Basidiomycota, Agaricomycetes, Agaricales, Psathyrellaceae.